Messenger RNA from Pneumocystis jirovecii RU7, 312 nucleotides. Its product is annotated as DNA-directed RNA polymerase II core subunit RPB9. Gene Ontology annotation, biological process: DNA-templated transcription; transcription initiation at RNA polymerase II promoter; maintenance of transcriptional fidelity during transcription elongation by RNA polymerase II. The transcript has 4 exons. NCBI's taxonomy places the organism in Eukaryota, Fungi, Ascomycota, Pneumocystomycetes, Pneumocystales, Pneumocystaceae. The record is from RefSeq and is a predicted model, not a curated record. Bases 1 to 312 code for a protein of 103 amino acids. Gene Ontology annotation, cellular component: RNA polymerase II, core complex. Gene Ontology annotation, molecular function: DNA-directed RNA polymerase activity.
AUGGCAACUUUUCAUUAUUGUAUAGAAUGUAAUAAUAUGCUUUAUCCUAAGGAAGAAAAAUCUCAAAAACGACUUUUAUAUGCCUGUCGAAACUGUGAUUACAGUGAAGUUGCAAAAAAUCUCUGCGUUUUUAGGAAUGAGCUCCGUUCUUCUUUAGUAGAAACAGUCGGUGUAACAGCGGAUCUUGGAUCAGAUCCUACAUUACCAAGGAGUAAUAAAGAAUGUCCAUCAUGUCAUGGACGAGAAUCAGUCUUUUUCCAAUCACAAGGAAAAGGUACAGAAACAAAGAUGGUAAGACCAUGCCAUAGUUAG